This is a messenger RNA of Coffea arabica (coffee), 2059 nucleotides long. RefSeq names its product aspartate aminotransferase, chloroplastic. Gene Ontology annotation, biological process: amino acid metabolic process; biosynthetic process. Lineage: Eukaryota; Viridiplantae; Streptophyta; Magnoliopsida; Gentianales; Rubiaceae. Gene Ontology annotation, molecular function: transaminase activity; pyridoxal phosphate binding. The record is from RefSeq and is a predicted model, not a curated record.
CCCCACCCCAGAAAACAAAAAAAGAAAUAAAACUGGUGAAGAAAUCAAAAAGAUGAUGAUUGAUUAACAGCGGUACAGGUGGCCGGCGCCUCAUCCCUGGUUUUCAUCGUCGCCUCGCUCCCAGCUGUUUACUACGUUGAUCAGCAAGCAGUGCAGCAGCUCUGCAAGAAAGAAAAAGGGUUCUUUUUUUUUUAUACUACGAACAGAAACAGGUCUCCGCCUCAUUUCUUAACUCCAUUCAUAACUGCUGUGCAAUCAGCAGUGCUGCUUCCUCGUGAUCUAGGAGUGGAGGAUCAUCAUCAGAUGGCGUCAGGAAUGCUGUCUCUUACUUGUCCUUCUUCAUCUUCCUUAUCUUUGCCCCAUCACUUUAAGGGUGGUGCUGCUGCUGCUGGAAAGCCUAAGCUAUUGAAUCAAGCUUCUGUCUUUGGGAAGCGUUUCGUCAAUACUGAGUCUUUCACUCGGACAACCAUGGCGGUUGCUCUCAAUGUCUCUCGAUUUGAGAGCAUAACCAUGGCUCCUCCUGACCCUAUCCUUGGUGUAUCUGAAGCAUUUAGAGCAGACACAAAUGAAAUGAAGCUGAACCUUGGUGUAGGAGCCUAUCGUACAGAAGAUCUUCAACCUUAUGUGCUUAAUGUUGUGAAGAAGGCAGAAAAACUAAUGCUAGAGAGGGGAGAAAACAAAGAGUAUCUUCCAAUCGAAGGUUUGGCUUCAUUUAACAAGGUUACAGCUGAGCUGCUGCUUGGAGCCAAUAACCCACUGAUUCUGGAGCAGAGAGUUGCUACUGUUCAAGGUCUUUCAGGGACGGGCUCACUUCGACUUGCUGCUGCUCUUAUAGAACGAUAUUUUCCUGGUGCAAAAGUUCUGAUAUCAUCACCAUCCUGGGGAAAUCACAAGAAUAUCUUCAAUGAUGCUAGAGUACCUUGGUCAGAAUAUCGGUAUUAUGACCCCAGUACUGUUGGCUUGGAUUUUGAUGGGAUGAUAGCUGACAUAAAGGCAGCCCCAGAAGGAUCAUUUGUGUUGCUUCAUGGUUGUGCCCACAAUCCAACAGGUAUUGAUCCAACCCCUGAGCAAUGGGAAAUCAUUGCUGAUGUCAUUCAGGAGAAAAACCAUAUUCCCUUUUUCGAUGUUGCUUAUCAGGGAUUUGCAAGUGGUAGCCUUGAUGUAGAUGCAUCAUCUGUGCGACUCUUUGCUGCUCGUGGCUUGGAACUUUUAGUUGCUCAGUCAUAUAGCAAAAACUUGGGUCUUUAUGCUGAAAGGAUUGGAGCAAUCAAUAUUGUCUGCUCUUCUGCAGAUGCAGCAACAAGGGUAAAGAGCCAAAUAAAAAGGCUGGCACGACCAAUGUACUCAAAUCCACCCGUUCAUGGGGCCAGGAUUGUUGCUAAUGUUGUGGGCGAUCCGGAGCUCUUCAAUGAAUGGAAAGAGGAGAUGGAAGUAAUGGCUGGAAGAAUUAAGAGCGUGAGACAGAAACUCUAUGACAGCCUCCGUGCAAAGGAUAAGAGUGGAAAGGACUGGUCAUUCAUUCUCAGGCAGAUUGGCAUGUUUUCCUUCACAGGCUUGAAUAAAGCACAGAGUGACAACAUGACCAACAAGUGGCAUGUGUACAUGACAAAGGAUGGAAGAAUAUCUUUAGCUGGAUUAUCUUCAGCCAAAUGCGAAUAUCUUGCAGAUGCUAUCUUUGAUUCGUACCACAAUGUUAGCUAGAGAAGAUUGGGGAGCUAACUAGCUGGUGGAGUUCUGAAAUUUUUUGUUUUUACAUUCGUUAAAGUUCUAAACUUAAAGACAUGAUGCAAUAAUUCAUCAUAAAUUUUUGUCCGGUGGAUCCCUUUCUGGACUUCUGGAAGAGUGGUACCAAAUUUCAGAUAUACACUUUUGGUAAGCAAAUGAGCACGAGAGUGAUUCAGUGCAGGCACAAGUAAAAAGCUUUCUUGUUGCAGUGUAAAUGUGGGUCUUGUUGUAAAAAGCAUUACCCGUGGAAGUGUUUGGUCCAAUUUAAUAAUUGUGCGAACAAGAUUCCAGCUGAGGUGGGACUAUUAACAGAAUAUGUCCACUUUUUUUUUUU